Molecule: messenger RNA, 3298 nt
Organism: Penaeus chinensis
Lineage: Eukaryota; Metazoa; Arthropoda; Malacostraca; Decapoda; Penaeidae
Product: inositol monophosphatase 3-like
Exons: 7
Coding region: 177-1298 (373 amino acids)
Cellular component (GO): endomembrane system
Molecular function (GO): 3'-nucleotidase activity
Source: RefSeq, a predicted model, not a curated record
CUCACCUGCCACGGAAGAGGUUAUUGUGAAGUUCAAAGAAAAUUAUUUUAUCCUCAUUUAUGUGAAUUAACGACACUUUUACGGGAUAAUCUCCGUUCCCUUUAACAAAAUCGAGACACCUAAUCACCCGGGAUACGAGAAAGACGGAAAAUUAGAAAAUAAAAGUACCGAGAGCAAUGCUAGAGCUUGGCAGUCCUAAGGUGGAUGAUGUUUCAGGUCCCACCAUCAUCAGGCCUAAGCUGUCGAUUCCCUUCGCCGCCGCCAUGAACCUCGGAGCAUCGGUGCGCAUCAACAAACUGGGGGUCGGCAUCAUAGGGGGGGUUCUCCUCAUGAUCGUGCUUGUCUACCGAAAUAGCAGCAGUUCGGAAGGGGCAGAGAUGCCCUUUGAGAUGGCCCAGACAGGGGCUAGGGUCAGUCUCAAAAAGCUCCUGGCGGCUGCGAUUGAUGCUGCCGACAGGGGAGGAAAGAUAGUGUACCAGAUCCGUGAGGAGGCAACCCUACACGAGCAGAGCAAGGGAAAGACGAAGGAGGGUGCCAACGACCCAGUGACUGAUGGUGACAUCAAAUCACACAUGGCUAUGUUCUACUCCAUCAAGAACGCAUUUCCGGGGGUGGAGGUCAUAUCAGAAGAACACUCCAGUAGUGAUAUCAAUCAACAGGCAGUAGCACCAGCUGCAACGUCGAACGAAGAAGUAAACAGCGUCAUUGCAGACGACCUCACAGUUCCCAUUGAGGAUGUACGUGUUUGGAUCGACCCCCUUGACGCUACACAGGAAUACACAGAAAACCUGCGUCAGUAUGUGACGACCAUGGUGUGUGUUGCUGUCAAGGGCAUAGCGACCAUUGGCGUUAUCAACAAGCCUUUCAGUAACUUCAUUGCAUGGGGCUGGGCUGGGCAUGGAGUGUCACCCAAGAUGCACAUCUCGAAGACUGGUCCUAAAGAUGACAUUGUCCACAUCAUUGUCUCUCGCUCGCACACGGGGAACGUGGAGAUGGUGGCUAAGGCUGCGUGGUACGACAGGACCAAUAUCACCAAGGCUGGUGGGGCAGGCUUCAAGACCCUGGCUGUGAUCCAGGGAGAUGCUGAUGCUUACAUCCACUCAACGGCAAUUAAGAAAUGGGACCUGUGCGCAGGCAAUGCCAUUCUCAAUGCGCUUCAGGGCAAAAUGACAACCCUAGAUGGCACCUCCAUAGACUACAGCAGCCGCGAGAUGUACAAAAAUGAAGGGGGCCUCCUUGCCACACUUUACAAUCACAACAUGUACUUGGAGGUCCUCAAGGCCGCCAAAAGUCAAUAGGAGGGAGACGACAGUGGCAGCAACGGCUCAAUAGAUUAUUUUUUCUAUUGUUUGGUUUCCUCUUUUAUACAAGAUUUCUUUUUGUAGGCAUAUAGGAAUUGCUUGCGAGGUGUACUUUUUUGAGAGGAUAUUUUAAGGGUUCAAUUUAGGUCACCUUUGUGUUCAUAUGGUGCAUUCUCAUCGUUGUUCAGAUAUCCUGUAUUUUUUUUAUUUAAUUAAAAAAAAUUUUUUUUAAAUUUCUAUGACUUUUUCAGAAAGCAGUUUGGGAAGUUGUCCCUGUUAGGAGCAUUUCAGGGUGUCAUCAGUCUUUUGUUAAUAUUUUUUAUUACAAGAGCAAUAGUUAUGCAUAGUGUUACUUGUAACAACUCAAAAUGAAAUAAUAGAUAGAGAGAAGUUAGCAGUUUUCCAUUAUUUUUUUCUUUUUCUCGUUCUCACUCUCUGCUGCUCUUGUUUUAUAAACAGAGAACUACAUACUUAUAAAACCACGUGCAAUUUUUGCCAGGCAUAAUGUCAAACAAUGGAGGGUGGUGGGCAUUAGUGAAAUACCUCGUAAUUUGUUAUAGAAUAUUAGGUCUUGGUGUUUGUUGAAAUAUUUUGUUGUGAUUUUGCAGAAAUUAUAUUGUGUUUUUUGUUUUGUUGAUUUAAGAAAGUUGAUCUUAGUUUGCUGUUAUUUCUUUUAUUCUGUAUAGUUUAUUAAAGUAUUUAUUUUUUAAUUUAUGUAGUGACAGUUAAGAAAUGGAAUUGGAUUUUUUUUCUCAGAAUUGUAGAUUACUAGCAGCUGUAAUAGUAAAUUUUCCUAAUGUGUUAUUUUAAAAACAGUUAUAUGAAACUUACUAAGACUAACAAUAAAUAAUAAUAAUAAUGUUCAUCAUUAAUGAUGAUAAUGAUAAUUGAUUAUUAUCAAAAUUAUUGCAAUGUACUUAUUUAUUUAUUUAUUUUCAUGUUAGCAAUGUAUUUGUAUGCAACAGUGUGGUAUUAAUUCUUGAAACAUUUUACUUACAAUGACUUGUUAAGCUUUAGACAUAGCUUUUGUCCAUAAUAUCAGCUUUGUAAGUCCUCAUAUCUUUAACCCCUUUUGAAAUUCCCUCACUAUUUAUCUUCCAUUCUGUGGUAAUUGUUAAUUCAUAUGGUAGAAAACAUAUUCAAACAUGCAUUGCCACACUGCUCAGUUGGUCAUGAUGGAAGUUAGUUUACAGUUUCCCUGGUUAAGUUGCAGCUCAAGUUCGCUAACAACCUAUGUUCAUAUUUUAGAUGCAUUCAUCAUAACGCAAUCAGCUUUUCAAUACUUGCUUUGAAGCAGCCUUGUUACCAGUGACCUGCCAUCCAAGUGUGAACUGCCCUGUAUGUUGCUUGUGAAUUUUUCCCUUCCCUUUUUAUCCUUUUUAUUCUAAGGCAGUCGCCAGUCAGUGAGAUUCUUAAUACGAUCUUUCACCCAUCCCCGUCCUUCCCUCCCAUCUCCGUCUCCCUCUGUGGAUAAUGGAACCGGUUUUAAAUGUCAUAAUGUCGUCAUGUCCCCUGUCUAUUACAUUUCAAGCAUGUUCCGCAAGCCAUCAUCUUACUAGCUAAUUGAAACCCUAAGCUCAUCUAAUCACCUGAAAUUUAUGGAAAGCUUGAUAGAGAAGCACACACAAAGUUGUUGCUGCUCCCCGAGAUCCUCGUAGGAGAAGCGCAGGAUGUCACCGUUUCUUCGUUGUCAUAAAUUUCACCGUUCUUGGUAAACAGCAGAUUUUGGGGAAUGUUUUUCUUCCCCUUCCAUAUAACUAAAAUAAGAAAAUGUAUAUUAAGGAGAAAAAUCAUAGGAAUGAUAUCAGUCAGUAUUUCUUCUCUAUUUUAAAGUUUAGAUUAUUAUUAAUAAAAAAAAAAAAAAAGUAUAUUUUUAUCACUUAUUUAUUAUUGAUCAUUCCAUAUGUUGUGUGAUUAUAUGGAACAUGUUUAUACCGUGUCAUUCUGUCUAUAUAUAUUGAGUGAAACUUCAUGGAAAUAUAUUUUGUAAUCUCGUU